UCAGCUGAUACGCGCGGUUUGUUUCUUCGCGUUGUUCUACGAUUUAUUUAUGGGAAAUGUCGGCGAAUGACGUAACUGGAGUACGUGAACGUGACCAGCCCGUUUUGCUUCAUUCUGCUUGCUCGAUGCCGCGGCGCGGCGCGGCGCAGCGUGUUUCUCGCGCUUGUAGCUUGUAGAGCUAGAGUAAAGACUGUAAAGAGUGCGUAGGUCAGUGACGUUGACCGGGAAGAUCGCGCGGAGCCGGAGACCAAUGUUCCCUACCCGGGGAACUGGGCUACUUGGGAUUCUUGGGAAUACUCAUCGGCAUCAAGGAUGACGUAAUUCGAUAGAAAAAGAACGGUGACUGGUCCUCGUGUUCGGGUGAUCCGUUUCAAGGUUAUGUCCACCAUCGGACGUAACGGUUAGCGAAACCAGCGAAUGCUCAUUGCUCAUCGUUGUCGUCGUCGACGUCGUCGUCAUCGUCCCAUUGUUCUAUUCUAUACAUUCGUUACGCGGCGUGUCAGGUGUGGUCAGGUGUGGUCGGGUGUCGGGCUGUGUCGCGCCGCCCAUCUACGUGACUCAUUGCGUACUCUGACAAAACGAAAGCUUUAUUUCAGCGUGGAACAAAGUGGAGCAAAGUGGGACAAAGUGGCUCCCGAGUCUGAGGCCUCAGGCCUGAGGUGAGGCACCAGGCAGCCAGGCACCUACGGCAUCUCAUUGCCUCUGUACUCAACUGUACCGCUGACAGUUGUGCCCGAGAGAGACGAGGAUCAAAGUACGAAAAAGCUACGGAAUUUUAUUGAGAAGGAACGAGAAAGGAACAGGCAGCAAAAUGGUCUUCGAGUCGAUCAUUGCCGAGCUCCUCAACAAGGUGAUUGGCGAGUAUAUUGAGAACUUGGACUAUACGCAGCUUAAAGUCAGCCUCUGGGGAGGUGAUCUUGUGUUAAAUGACUUGUUAAUAAAAGAGUCUGCAUUGGAUGUAUUGGAUCUUCCAGUGAGAUUGGAAUAUGGUCGCUUAGGGAAAUUAAUACUGAAGAUUCCAUUCAAAGAUAUGUGGAAUGGCCAGAUUGAUGCGAUAGUCGAGGAGCUGUUUAUCCUGGUAGUGCCUACAAGUCAAGUUUCGUAUAACGAAGAGAAAGAGACGAAAACGCAAUUGGAAGCUAAACGGGCGGAACUCGCGAGGGUGGAAAAGAGGAAACAAUUGGCGGACAUAAAAUCGCAAGAAAAAUUAGACGAUUCGAUGGUUGAGAAGCUGAUCGCUCGCAUGAUCAAGAACAUUCACGUAGAGAUCAAGAGGAUUCAUGUACGGUACGAGGACCAUGUCACCUUCAAAGAGCAUCCGUUUUCCGUUGGCUUCACUCUGAGUACCUUCGUCCUCGAGAGCUGUACAGAUUCCUGGGAAACUACUGGCAAUCUGAAGGAAAUGUAUGCCAUUCCGCAGAUCUUUAAACUGUGCGGUCUCGACGGACUGGCCGUCUACCUCAAUACAAGCGUGGAGCAGUAUAGCAAGAGCUCGCAGUCUUCGUAUUCCACUCUUUUUUGUAGUGGCAUCGCAACCAUGGACUAUACACCAACAGGUUAUCAAUAUCUGCUAGGACCGAUCAACGUCAAGUCCAAGCUCAGACUUAAUCCCAAACCAGAGUCCGACGGUAGCAAUUAUACCAUCCCCAAGGUAUGGCUGGAUCUGGAGAUGCAGAAAUUGCGGAUUGGCUUAACAAAGCGUCAAUAUCAGACCUUGGUGCGGUUAGGAGAGGGCCUAGAUCACGCGCGGAAAGCCGCGCCGUAUCGAAAAUACCGACCAAAUUUGACAUCGUAUCGCGGCCACUACAGGGAGUGGUGGCAUUUCGCGUAUACCUGCGUCCUCGAGGAGACCGUGCGACGGUGUCGUCGUAACUGGGAUUGGGACCACAUGAAGGGGCAUCGUGACAGUUGCCGCGCCUACGCCGAGGCUUAUCGGACAAAGCUGACGACCAAGAGGUCGGCAAAGGAGAUUGAUGAACGACUGACGGACUGUGAAACAAAAUUGGACAUUUUCAACCUGGUAAUUAUCCGACAGCAGAUAGAGAUGGAAGUGGAAAGACUGGCGGAGCAGGAGAAGAGCCUAAAGGCGAAGCGAGGUUGGUUCGGUUUUCUGUGGACCAGUUCGCAGGCCGAGGAGACGAAAGAGCUCAAUUCGGCUGCAGCCAUCAUGCGCAGAUUCGAGGAGGCAAUGACGCCGCAGGAGAAGGAGAAGCUCUAUCGGGCAAUCGAUUAUCAAGAGAAUAGCGCGCCCGCACAUUAUCCAGAGAUGUACGAGAUGGUUGACACACGUUUCCUUCUGCGUGGUUUGCAAAUCUCUCUGCUGGACACGGACAAGGAGCACCCGUGCAUCUUGGACUUGCAGCUACACGGCGUACGAGCAGGUUUCAAGUCGCGGCCAUCCGCGAACGCGAUCCUCGUCACUGCCUCUAUCAGCGACAUGAAACUGCUAGGCGUGACGCAGAAUGGUCGCGUGCCUUCGCUCUUUAAUCCGGAACACGGCAGCUCUGAUAGCGCCCUGCUGUCGGUGUCCUAUGAGAAGAAUCCAAUCGACAGGCUGUGCGGUGAUCGUGUUAUUGUCAAGUCUCGAUCCGUCGACAUCAUCUACGAUGCGCUAACUAUUCUAAAAUUGGUCGACAUGUUUAAGGUACAAGACUCUUCGACGCUGAAUCAGCUGCAAACAGCCGCGGCGGAACGGCUAGUGGGCUUGAAGGAAAUGUCGGCGCUCGGAUUGGAAUAUGCUAUACAAAAACAUUCCGUGUUGGACAUACAAGUGGAUAUGCAAGCGUCGCAACUUAUCAUACCGCAUGGCGGUCUCUACGACGACUCAAAGGCGUUAAUUGUCGUGAAUCUAGGUAGUCUAAAGAUGCAUUCCCUGGAGAAAGGCAAGAGCGACAUGGCUGGUGCUAGCGUUAAACAACUGGUUAGCAUGGGCAAGAGCGAAGAGGAAGUACUGCUGCAUCUGAGGGAAUACAGCUACGACAAAUUCGUUUUGAAGAUUGUCAACUUUCAAGUGCUGGUCUCGCUGCCGAAUGAAGAGUGGCGAUCAGUCUUGGCAAGCACCGAGAGUCCCCUGACAUUGCUCCAUCCAACUACCUUGGAAAUUCAGUUCCACAAGUGCCUGGUGACGGACGAUCCUUUGUUGCCAAAACUACGGCUUCUCGGUCACCUGCCGUCAGUUGCCGUGAACAUAACGGAUGUUCGACUGCUACAAGCGCUCUCAAUCGCGCAGAGCAUUUUACCACCCGAGGAGGAAAAACCCGCCGAGUUGCAGCAGCGUAUCUCCCUCUCCAAAUCCGUCUCGCAGCUAUCGCUGAAGGAGCUUGGCACCACGAUAUCGAGCAUCGCCGACAAAAGGAAACAGCAGCAAGAAACUGCCGCCGCGUCGAUGAAGCAGACCACUGACUUGGAGAUGAAAUUCGAGAUGAAGGAGUUUACGCUGUCAAUGUCCAGACAACGAGACGACGACGACGCAUCUUCAGAAUUCAUCAGAUUACAGGUGCUACAGCUGGAGGCAGAACUGCUACAACGUACGUACGAUCAGAAGGUGCAGCUGCGGUUAGGCGGCGUGCAGAUCCGGCAGCUGUAUGAAAAUCAGGAGAUCUUCAUGGUCAACACGCCGAUGUUGGCCGGCAGAGAUGAGUAUUUGAUCGUCGUGCAAUAUGUGAAUGUGAACAAACGCUCGCCGGAGUUCGUCACGCGACACGGUUCUGUUGUGAAGCUGCUUCGACUGGAAUUUACCUCGCUGGACGCGCUGUUACAUCAAGAAGCGCUUAUCGAGCUGCUGCGAUUUAGCACGUACAUUCAGGACCGAAUGAACUCGCUUGAAGGUGCUCAGAGGAAGGAAAUCGAGGGGCGUCCUCGACCGACCCGUUUGACCUCUAUUCAGGAGGAGACUUCUGGUUUCCUCAAGGAGCAGUUACAGAAACAAAGAUUGAGACCCACCGGAGGUGGACGACGCAGAAGGCAAACCGUUGAGUGUAUCGAUCUAAAGGUGAACGCUAAGAUUGGCUCGAUCAAUCUCAAGAUUUCCAGCGCCGCCCGGGAUAUUACUGCGCUCUACGUCGAGGGUAUCAGCGCCAGUUUUCUCAGCAAGUCUUCGUAUUCGCAAAUGAACGUCGAUCUGGUCUCGCUCAGCAUUAAAGAUCUCAAUCCUUCUUCUAUGUACAGGGAUAUCGUGGCUGUGGAGGGUACUGAGUCUUUACAAAUCCAAACGGUGAUGUACAACAUUGAGCAAUGGGAGAUGGACAAGAGCAACAUGUCCGUGAAGGUGACUAUGGGUUGCCAUCGCAUCGUCUUCCUAAAUGCAUUUGUUACCAGCAUUAUGACGUUCCUCAACAACUUUCAAGCGGCGCAGAAAGCUAUCAAAGACGCAUCGGCGGCGGCGGCAGAAGCCGCCAAGACAAACAUCAAGGACGUUCAAACAAGUGCCUCGCGCAUUGAGCUGAGUGUUAAAAUCAAGGCGCCCGUCAUAUACGUGCCGAUGAACUCCAAGAACCACCAUAGCUUGAUGCUAGACAUGGGCAAUCUCAUGGUAUGUAACGUCUUCAAGAAGCUAGAGGUGACGAACGAGGAAACCGGUGAAUGUCCCGUGGUAGAUGAAAUGAAGAUCGAACUGCAGAAUUUGAAACUAUCUCGAGUUCGACUGAACAUGGAGAAGUUUACCAGCGAGAACGAGGUGCUGCUGUUGGAACCGGUAACGUUUACGCUGCUAAUGAAGCGUAAUCUAUCUACCGCCUGGUUCACCGCCAUUCCGGACAUCGAUAUGUUUGGCAGAUUGAAUAAGAUUAAUCUGCUGUUGAGUAAAGAGGACUACGCUACGAUUUUGAAAGUGCUGGAGCAGAAUCUGGGCGAGACCGUCGAGGACUCGAAACCCGUGCAAGCUCUGCCAUCCGCCAUCAAGUCCGAAUGCGGCGGAGAGCUUGAGAUCCAACCGGCGUACAAAUAUGAGAUUGACGCAUCGCGAGAAGCACCAUCGUUGGACGCACAAGAACGACACGCUCACACCGCCGUCAAAUUCGAAUUUAUCAUGGACAGUCUGGUGAUCAGUCUCUUCACCGGCGGCUCCAAGUUGCUGCAGUCGCAGACAUCGCCGUUGCAUCUGCCUGAGUAUGGACUGGCGCGCUUCAGUCUUACGCACUUUGCCGUGAAGGGCCGUGUGUUUGCGGACGGUCUACUGGCCACGUCGAUCCUGCUGAUGAACUGCACGCUAGACGACAUACGACAGAGCCGAGAGGGCUCGCUAGUGCGAAUCAUGGAAAGGACAGGCAGCGCGCCAUUUUCAGGAUCCUCGCCGAGCGAGGAUCAUAUCGACAAAGAACACAAUGCCAGGAGUAUGCUGGACGUGACAGUGCGUCAGAGCCCGAACGACACGUUCGCCGACGUGCGAGUGUUCUCUUUCAGCAUCAUCGUGUCCCUCGAUUACCUCAUGAAGAUCAAGGAUUUCUUCGAUGUGGCUGUCGCGAACAAGACAGCUAUUACUUCCUCCUCGAGAAACGACGCGGUGAUGCCAAAGAAGAAACCAGCGCAACAGCAGUCGACUGCUUCGACGCCCAAGAUGUUAACUGUAAAUCUGCACGUGGAAAAGCCGGAUAUUAUCCUGCUUGAGGACAUGGACGAUAUCAACUCGAAUUGCAUAGUACUGAAUACAGAAUUGUUGCUGAAGGUGCGCAUCAUGGGGGAGCACCAGGUGAUCGCGGGCUCCAUUAAAGAUCUCUCGCUGCUGACGGGGAUAUACAAUCCUGUGAAGAGGGCCGAUUGGAUUUAUCAGGUCUUGAAACCAUGCAGCAUUAGCGUAGCCGGUUCCACGCCGGAGGGCAAAGGACUCCAUUUAGAAGUCUGUUGCACGGACAUCCAUGUUUCUGUUUCGCCAGGUGUAAUCGAAAUAUUGAAUAAGGUCAUUCAUACGGUGACGAGAAAGGAGGAAGAGGACAAAGAAAUUGUUAAGCUCGAGCCUAAUUACGAAGGAUUGUGGAUCGUCACGCCCUUUGAAGAGAAUAAUUAUUGGUUCUUAAAGACAGAAGUCGCAAUGGAAGCACUCGAAGAGUUUAUUACGUAUCCGGACGACGAGAUUGCGGCGGCGGCGGCGGUGCCUUACAAGCCCGAAUUGGCAAUCGUCUCGGCGCCGACCAUCUUGUUCACCCUGGAGGCAGGUGUCGGCAACAAAACUCUGCCCAUGUUGCUGCUUCACGUGAGUUUCCAAAGCACGGUCAACGAUUGGAGCACAAAAUCUAUGAGCGUAGACUCGACAAUGUCGGUGAUUAUGUCGUAUUAUAAUAGUCGCCUCGCGCUGUGGGAACCACUGAUCGAGCCGAUAGAAAGCUCCGAUAACGGUAAACGCCGCUCGACGCCGUGGGAACUGAAAACCAAAAUCCAAUUUAACGACAUAAUGCUAGACUUGAGAGGUGCCAGUGCGGCGGUUAGCCCAAUCUCGGAGAGCGAACCCGAAGAGCUACAUCAGUCUACUAAGAUGUCCAUUGACGUUACGUCCUCUGAUAAUUUGGAGAUAACCGUGACGAAGACGUGUCUGGAUGUUCUGAAACAACUCGGCCAUUCGUUUUCCUCGGCUAUGGAGGCCAGCGGGAAAGGGCCAACCAGGAAAGUGGCGCCGUACGUGCUGAAGAACGAAACCGGCUUGGCGAUAAUACUCGACCUGGAGUACAGUUUCUUCAAGAUUUUUGACGAUGGAUCGAGAUCAAGGGACCACAAUGACUCGUAUAUGGAAGUGAUCCUUGAAACCGGUGCGUCGAUAGAGCUCGCGUCCAAGACAUCCAAGCUGGAUGACACGCGUCUUCUCGAGCAGUUGAAAGUGGAGAUCGUCAAGGACAGAGAGGACAGUAAAUUCUCUAUAUCUUUUAAAGGUAUUCAAGGCAAACUGGCGAUACCUGUGUUGAGAGCGGAUCGGAGAUUCUUCUCUUUGAAGCACCGAAAGGAGGGCUCCGAGGAAUGGGGUAUCGUGUCGGAUGUCAUUGUGGAGGAGGGUAGCACGAUUGUCACUCUUAGAAGCAUUCUUCAGGUUCACAAUCAUUUCGCGCAGCCGAUAUCCGUUUAUUAUAUGACGAAACGUGGAAAUGAGGUGGAAUGUGUGGGCACAGUGGCACCGAAUGAGAAGCUCAAUUUACCCCUAGAUGCCGUGUACACCCCGACCAACAUUUACUGGCUGUUUUUCAGCGUCGAUGGAUAUAUGGUAUCAGUUGAGCCAUUCGUAUGGAAGGACCUGCAAAAAACUGUUUCCAUGACGAAACUAUUGAAAUGCGAGUCGCGAUCCAAGCAGGAUGCCACAGAACCAUUUUACAUUCAGGCUGUAGGAGAGAUCGAGCAGGUAUAUUUCGAAAAUACCACUCGUCACACCAUGGCUAGUACCGUCUACAACGUACAUCUGUAUCCAUCUGUGUACUUGAAGAAUUUCCUACCAAUCGACAUCAUUAUCUGCUUGCCUGGCACUGCUCAGGAGAGCUUACUCGAAGCAAGUGCCUCUCUGCAACUUCCUACGAUUGAUCCAGCCAAGUCGAAUAUAAUAAUUAAGCUACCCAAUUACCUCGAGAAAGAUUGGUCGUGCAAAGGAGAGAUAGUGGCAAACCCACCAGAGUUCGCGGUUUGGUCGUUCGAAUCUUUCGACAGCGCGCAGAAGGUGAUCCUGGAUCUCGGAAUGCAUACGUCUUACAAGCACAGUUCGAUUGUCAUGGCGCUGUAUUGUCCCUUCUGGAUGCUGAACAAGACUGGUUUAAUGCUAUCCUAUAGAAAAUCAAGUAAGGGUGGCAAAGAGCAUUCGAGUCCGAUCAAGAAAUUCGUUUCCGCUAUGAAACCCCAUCGGCAACGCGCACAGUACAGGAAGAGGAAAACGCGCGCGACAACGGACGAUUACUUAAAUAUCUUGUACCAUCCGGAGCACUUUAAGGGACCUAUUCUGUUCUCGUUCCGCUCCAAAGCCUUCUUCGGCAAGAAGAAGGCCAUGAUCAGAGUGGAGGAUGGAGAGUGGUCCGACAAAUUCUCCAUCGAUGUCGCGGGCAGUGAGGGUGUGGUAGCCUGCAAGUACAAUGGAAUGACAUAUCAGAUCGGGGUACACAAUCAAUUGACAUACAACUUGUUGACCAAGCAGAUUACAUUUACGCCCUACUACAUACUUAUCAACAACGCAGAUUUCCUCAUAGAAUGCCAGGAGGGCGAUCGACCAGCCGAUCCAAUGGCCAAAGUACCUCCUGGUGAAUGCGCGGCCUUGUGGCCUAGAACCGAACACGAGGACAAGACUUUGAAGGCCAAAGUCGCGGGUCAACCUGAGAAAACCGCGGCGUUUAUUUAUACCGAUAGCCAUACGACUCUGCUUAAAUUGGACAAUAAGUAUGGAGGGAUCAAUGUGGACGUGCAAAUCAGCGAGGGCGGCGUUUACAUCUCCAUGUCGGCCUACAUUCCGGGCAAUGCGCCGGCUUUGAUCGUCAACCAUACGCCACAUACCAUCAAUCUAUGGGAAAAAGGUUCAAUUAACGUUAGGUCUGUACAGUCGUACAACAGAAUGUUUUAUACUUGGGAAAACCCGGCGGGUCCACGAAAAUUGGUUUGGGAGGAUAACAACGGCAAGGAAAUCGAAGACAAUCUUCGCAAGGAUAAUCUUGGUACCUUUGCACUGCCGGAUAUAGACGAGAAACUGUUUUACGUCUCGUUCCUGGACGGUACUCAGCGAGUGCUGCUUUUCACUACAAAUCUGAAAAUCGCCGAGGAUUGUCAGCUGGCCGGUGACUUGGAAGUAAUAGAUCAGGAAAUCACGCUCAACAUUCACGGUAUUGGCGUCUCUCUCGUGAACAACAUCACCAAGUCCGAGUUGUUGUACAUGUCCAUUACCAGCUCUGGAAUUAUAUGGGAGACGCGUAAAUCUCUUGGCGGCCGAUGGCGAGCGUUAAAUAUCAAGGAAGUUAACGCCAUCGAGGAAGGAUAUCAACGCUACAUUAGAGAAUUGCAAAUCGGCAGGGACGCAGACUACCGGGCGAUGUUGGACCCGAAACUAAUGGUGGAUUAUCUGAAUAUGGAGAUGCUGAAACCGCAUCGUAGAUACAUGCGACGUACGUUUCAAACUGGGCUUUGGCUACAAUAUCGUACCUCAGCGCAUCAAGUACAGCUGCACGCAAAGAUCAAUAAGCUUCAGAUCGACAAUCAGUUUUCCGAGUGCGUCUUUCCAGUUAUAUUAGCUCCAGUGCCACCGCCGAAAAGCGUCACGCAGAGUACAGUCAUGAAACCUUUCGCGGAGCUCAGUAUGGUCAAGCGCCUGUUGGAGUACAGCACCGUGCAACAAUUCCGAUACUUUAAAGUUCUCAUACAAGAGUUUCACAUCAAGGUGGACAUGGUCUUUAUAAAUGCAAUAAUGGGCCUGUUCGAAGCUGACCAAGUCAACGACGCCGAAGAGAGUGCUUUAUUCCGUACAGACAUGAAACUCGUUAACGAACCGUUGAUGUACCACGUCAGUCUCAUCACCACGGCCGAGCAAAAGAACUUCUUCGAUCUGCUGCACUUCUCGCCUCUCAAGAUACACAUCAGUUUCUCAAUGACUGGAAGCGGAGGUGGACCCUCAGCGUUGCCGCAAGUACUUAAUGUGCUGUUGCAAGGAAUCGGCGUGACGCUGACGGAUAUUAACGACAUUGUGUUCAAAUUGGCGUACUUUGAGAGAAACUAUGUAUUCAUGACGCACAAGCAGCUUGUUUCCGAGGCGAGCACUCAUUAUGCAGGCCAGGCGAUCAAGCAGGUGUAUGUACUUGUGCUGGGACUCGAUGUGAUCGGUAAUCCAUACGGGCUCGUGGUCGGGACGAUGAAGGGCAUCGAGGACCUGUUCUACGAACCCUUCCAAGGGGCCAUACAAGGUCCGGGGGAGUUCGCGGAGGGCCUGUACCUCGGGGUGCGCAGCAUGCUGGGCCAUACCGUCGGCGGAAUGGCGGGCGCUGUGUCAAAGAUCACGGGAGCGAUGGGCAAGGGUAUAGCUGCUCUGACCUUCGACAAAGAUUAUCAGCGAAAGAGGCAAGAACAGCUUAACAAACAGCCCGCUAACUUACAAGAAAGUCUCGCACGAAGCGGAAAGGGUUUAGUCAUGGGUGUAUUCGAUGGUGUAACGGGUGUAGUAACGAAACCCAUAUCAGGCGCAAAGGAGGAAGGAGUAGAAGGAUUUUUCAAAGGGUUUGGAAAAGGUGUUGUUGGACUCGUUACUAGGCCUACGGCUGGUGUUAUCGACUUUGCAAGUGGUUCCUUUGGAGCUAUCAGACGAGCCACCGAGCUGGGUGAGGAAGCAAAGAGAGUACGAUCACCUAGAUUUCUGCAACCGGACAGUCUUGUUAGACCGUACAUAAAGGAUGAAGCCGAAGGCAAUAAGAUAUUGAAGGACGUGGAAAAGGGGAAAUAUGCGCACACGGACGUUUACGUCUACCAUGUGUUCAUCAACAAAGACGUACUAUUACUCACCGACAAAAGAUUAGCGUAUCUCGAACACAGUGAUUUGUUUGGUGGUUGGCGGGUUGACUGGAGUUAUACUUGGAACGAAUUCAGCGACCCGGCAAGAAUCGUAGAGAAAGGUGUACAAAUUUUUACCAAAGACGCUACUAAGAGAAAGAAACUCGGUGGUCUAUUCGGCAGUGCGGAUCAAUCAAAGAUACUUUUAAUAACUGAUCAUAAUAUUAAACAGUUGUUGUGUGGUAAAAUACAAGAGCAGAUUGAUCAAUCUGGAAUAUGACAGCGAUGCACAAACGUAAAAGAAAAAACGUGCUUGUGCGCUUCGAGCUACAGAAGAAAAUAAAAAAGGCGAAAGAGAGAGCAAGCGAGCCAAGUUUCUUCACUUCCGGAACGUUUCGCGAGCGAUUUGCACAUUUUCUACCGACACUAUUUAUAAGACUGAUACCGCGUAAAUCGCAACAAUCGAAUAUAAAAAGGAAUGCUAAUUAAUAUACUAAGAAACCGUGAAAGAAUGUAUGGAAUCUUUCUUACACUUCACUAUGCAACUGUUCAGAGCUUUUUUGCUAUCGGUAUCAUUACCGAAUGAACAAUGUUAGAUUGGUGCGAAAGAUUCGUCGCAUUCGUCUUUCAAAUAAAGUUGAAAAUGAAAUAUUACGUAGCUUUGAAGUACGUUUUAUUAAUCAAGACAGUAAAAUGUUAGCUUCGAUGUUUUCUCUAAGAAAUUUGUCACUCCUUUUUUUUUUAAAUUCCAACGAUUUUAUAUUAAAUAGAAUUUCAUAGAAAAUAAUCUUUUGUACUAAUAGUUGCAAUAUCUGAAUAUCACAAAAGAGAAAAUAAUUUUUUUUUUAAUUUAUACUUGUAGGAAUACCACGCGCGCGCUUUUUAUUCGAUUGAGCGAAUCGUUUUAGUCACACAAGAGUUACCAUUUCCAUAGUAUCGUUAAGAGCUAAGUUUACUACGAUCACAAAGUGGACGUGAUCGAUCGGGGACAUAAGAGUAAGUAAUCCCCAUGCGUGUUAUAAACAAGUGAAGUGAAAUAGAAUGACAAGAAAGUGAAUUUUAUUUUAACAAACUAAAAAUUAGCAGUACAAUAAAAUUAUAUACGUACUUGUUGAAAUAUUAUGCAGAUUCUUUAUGAAAAUCCAAUGAACCGGUAUUGUUUUAUAUUUAUAAAAAGUUAGUUUUAUCACACACACACACACACACCACUAAUAUGUCGCAUUGUUCAAUCCAUCAUAACGCGAGCGUCAUCACUCAAAUGAUACAUACGGUACGUAAUGAUUGUAGAUGAUGAAAGUAAUGAUAUAUACGCUUAAUUACCUUCCUGCUGAGGCUUCCGGCAUCGAGCAAAAGUAUUAAAAAGGGUUUGCCACGAACGGCCAUUGACGUAUCGAUUAGAUGCAUUGUUAAGACGUAAUAAAUUUUAAUACCGAGCUUUAACGCCUAAAUGAUUGUGUAUCGGUGAUAUUUCUACCUCGUUUUAUUAUUUUUAACGCUAGUUAAUAAUUAAUUAGAAUUAUAACAAACUAAUAAAGAUAUAGGUGGAAUUAUUUAAGUUUUGUAAUACGUAACGUACGUGAUCUUUGUAACUAAUUCUUUUUCACUUGAUUCCAUGGAGAGUUUUAAUUAAAGCCAAAGUAAAAGCAUACAAAACUAUGUUCAUUCGUACAACGCAAUUUGUUAAUUAUAUAUGUAUAGUGUACACUGUGUGCUUAUUAUGUAUUUAAUUAAUUUAACUGUACAGUUCUGUU
Molecule: messenger RNA, 12173 nt
Organism: Temnothorax curvispinosus
Lineage: Eukaryota; Metazoa; Arthropoda; Insecta; Hymenoptera; Formicidae
Gene: Vps13
Product: vacuolar protein sorting-associated protein 13
Exons: 37
Coding region: 812-10702 (3296 amino acids)
Biological process (GO): protein retention in Golgi apparatus; protein targeting to vacuole
Cellular component (GO): extrinsic component of membrane
Source: RefSeq, a predicted model, not a curated record